CGACGCCUCGGUGAUGAACCUCAUCUCGGCGCUGGAGUCGCGGGGGCCCCAGCCCGGCCCCUCGGCCUCCUCCCUCCUCUCCCAGUUCCGCACCCCCUCCUGGCAGACCGCCAUGCACACGCCGGCCCCGGCCGAGCUCUUCAUCUCGGGGGCCCUUCCCGGCUCGGGGACCUUCCCGUCGUCGUCGGCGCUCGGCCCCUACCAGCACCCGGCGUCCUUCGGGGGCCGCAGCUUCCCGGUGGGGUCCCCGCUGAGCCUCCCCGAGGCCGCCUUCAGCCCCGGCUCCAACGGGCUGCUGUCCCCGCACGACCCGCUGCUGCACAUCAAGCCGGCCCAGCCCGCCGUGCCCUCCUCGCUGGGCUUCGAGCGCCUGGGCUCGGCCGUGCUGGGCUCGGCGCUGCCCGCCCAGACCCCCCCGUACCGCCCGGCGCCCAGUUCGUCCCAGUUCAACCUGCUGUCGGCCCCGCUGCCCGCCGAGCAGCCCCCCCAGCUCUACAACGCGCCCGUUUUUGGGGGAGCGGGAGCGGCGGGCGGCGCGGCGGGGGGGGGCGGCGGCGACCGGGCCAUAUCGCGACAGGACAGCGUCAUCAAGCACUACCAGCGGCCCGGGGGGGCCCAGCCCCAGCUGCCCCCCGCGCCCCCGGCCCACAGCCUGCAGCACUACCUGAGCUGCGGGGGCUCCUACCAGCAGGUGCCCCCCCACCGCGCCCCCCUGUCCUGCAGCCCCCUGGGCGACCAGUCGCCCGCCAGCUCCGAGGGCUCCCAGCAGCCCCCCAAGUCCAAGAGCUACUCGGCGUCGCGGCAGCCGCCCCCCCGCUCCACCAACACCCCCAAGUGCCAGAGCGGCUACACCCCCGGCACCCCCAAGCCCAGCUCCGUCAUCGCCAGCCAGUCGCCCGCCUACUCGCCCGGGCAGCCCCCCCAGAGCCUGCUGGCCAUGGGGGGGGCCCCGGGCUACAGCGGCCCCCCGGGGGCCCCCCCGAGCCUGGGCGGGGGGGCGCAGCCCGCGGGGGGGUUCGCGGGCGGGCAGGGCGGGGAGCUGGGGGGCAAAGCCGCCGCUUACCAGGGCGGGGGGCAGGGGGCGGCGCAGGGGGGGCUGCAGCCCUGCGUCAGCGCGGGGGGCACCUACUCGCCCGAGCAGCUCCAGGCGCUGCCCUACGCGGUCCAGCCCGAGGGCGGCCAGGCCGGGGGCUACGGCCCGCCCGCCCCCUCGCAGGGGCUGCCCACCGCCAGCCCCUCGCUCACCUACAGCACCGGCCACUCGCCCGCCAUGCCCCCCGGGCCCCCCCUGCCCUACGCCGGCCUGGGGGGCUCCAGCCCCUCGCCCAUCAUCCGCCCGCUGCAGUCGCCGCCGGCCGCGCGGCCCCAGAGCGGCGCGUCCCCGGGGCAGUCCCAGAAGUACCUGGGCUCGGUGCUGUCCCCCUCCUUCAUGGCCCCCCAGGCCUACGGGGGGGCCCCGGGAGGGGGCCUGGAGCGGCCGCCGCCCCCUCCCCAGCCCGGGGCGCCGCCGGGCGGUUUCGGGAAGGGGGCGAAGGGGGACGCGGAGCAGCUGCUGGCGGCCGAGCGCAGCGAGGACGAGGAUUUCCUCAUCCAGCACCUCCUGCAGGCGCCCAGCCCGCCCCGCGAGGGGCUGGGGGGCUGCGAGGAGCGCGGGGGGGCCGCCAAGGCGCUGGGGGGGUACGGGGGGGCGCUGGGCAAGGAGGAGAGGUACCAGCUGCAGAGCGUCAUCCGCCCCAACUCCAACCUGGAGGCGCCGCUGGAGCUGGCGCUGCUCAAGGAGAAGAAGAAGCCCGAGCAGCAGCAGCGGGGGAAGGAGUUCCGGGGGUCCGCCGGGGGGGCGGGCGGCGGCGGCGGGGGGGGCGAGGGCCUGGCGGCCACCUCGGUGGUGCACUACGGCCACCAGCCCCCCCCGGGCGGGCUGGACUCGUACGAGCUGCAGAAGAAGCCCCCCGAGCAGCAGCACCUGCCCGGCGGGAAGGAGCUGGGGCAGCCCCCGCCGCCGCCCCCCCCGCACUCCUACCUGCCCAAGACCCCCGAGCACGGCCGGGGGGGGGGGCUGGUGGGCGAGGGGCCCCCCCUGGAGCCCCACAGCCUGCUGCUGGACCCCCCGCCCGAGCUGGGGGGGUCCCUGCUGCCCUCGGUGCUGACGCACACGCAGAGCCAGCUGCACCCCCGGCCCAAGGCGCGGCCCCCCCUGGACGUUCACCUGCUGGAGCAGCAGCGCCGGAUGCCCCCCCCGCCGCCGCCGCCGCUGCUGCUGGAGGCUCACCUGCACCAGGUGCGCUCGCAGGGGCUGGACCCCCAGGCCGGGGGGCCGCCGCCGCUGCCCCCCGACUCCAUGGAGGUGCUGCCCCCCCCGCAGGAGAUCCAGGACUUCCUGGAGCCCCCCCUGGGGCUGGAGCAGCACCUGGGGCAGGGCGGGGGCGUGCAGGGCCCCCCCGGGCACCUGCUGGACCCCGAGGGGGGGGUCCCGGCCGUGCCCCCCGAGGCCAAGGACCAGUUCUCGGAGGGGGGCAGCCCGGCGGGGGGCAAGGGGCGCUUCGUGCCCCUCACCUCCAUCUGCUUCCCGGACGCGCUGCUGCAGGACGAGGACCGGGGCUUCUUCCCCGGCAUGGAGGACAUGUUCGGGCCGCCCCCCGAGGACUUCCCCAAGCCCGCCGAGGACGAGGACGGGGGCGGGCUGGAGGGGCGGCCCGAGGGGCUGAAGCCGCCGGCCUACGACAUGGGGCAGAGCUACCCCGCGUUCUGCCCCCAGGACGGGCCCCCCGGCGAGGCCCCCCCGCCCGGGGCGCUGGGGCUGGAGCCCCCCAAGCACGAGCUGCCGUCCACGGUCAACGCGGAGCCGCUGGGGCUCAUCCAGAGCACGGGCGAGCCCCCCAAGGCCCCCCCGCCACCUCCACCGCUCAGCACCCCCCUGUUCUGCUCCUCCAAGCCCAAGAAGCUGCUCAAGACGUCGUCCUUCCACCUGCUGCGGCGGCGCGAGCCCUUCCCGCCGCCCAAGAAGACGUACGCGCAGGAGUACGAGUUCCAGGACGACGAGGACAAGGCCGACGUGCCCGCCGACAUCCGCCUCAACUCGCGCCGCCUGCCCGACCUGCUGCCCGACCUCAUCUCCAGCUGCCGCCGCGCCCCCCUGGCGCCCAUGGGCGACAUCGACUUCUGCCCCCCCGCCGCCGCCGGCCCCAAGAAGCGCGGCCGCAAACCCACCAAGCCCAAGCGGGAGGGGCCCCCCCGGCCCCGCGGCCGCCCCCGGAUCCGGCCCCUGGAGCCCCCCGGCUUCCCCGACGGCGCCAAGAGGCCGCGGGGACGGGGCAGGGGCCGCGGCAAGAGGGCGGCGGACGAGGCCGACGGCGCCGAGCCGCUCAAGCCGCUCAAGGUGAGGGGGCUUGGGGGGUAAAGGGGGGGGUUUGGGGGCUUCAAAUGGUCCCAAAAUGGCCCAAAACUGGAGAUGGAGGUGACUGGGAGGCCUUCAAGGUGGGAAUUUGGGAGGUUUGGGGGCUUCUAAUGGUCCCAAAAUGGCCCAAAACUGGAGAUGGAGGUGACUGGGAGGCCUUCAAGGUGGGAAUUUGGGAGGUUUGGGGGCUUCUAAUGGUCCCAAAAUGGCCCAAAACUGGAGAUG
Messenger RNA from Lepidothrix coronata (blue-crowned manakin), 3619 nucleotides. It is a transcript of the gene PRR12, whose product is annotated as proline rich 12. The coding region runs from base 14 to 3397 and encodes 1127 amino acids. The record is from RefSeq and is a predicted model, not a curated record. Lineage: Eukaryota; Metazoa; Chordata; Aves; Passeriformes; Pipridae. The transcript has 6 exons.